Messenger RNA from Pantherophis guttatus, 6621 nucleotides. It is a transcript of the gene SKI, whose product is annotated as SKI proto-oncogene. Gene Ontology annotation, molecular function: SMAD binding; DNA-binding transcription factor activity, RNA polymerase II-specific; RNA polymerase II cis-regulatory region sequence-specific DNA binding. The record is from RefSeq and is a predicted model, not a curated record. Gene Ontology annotation, biological process: negative regulation of transforming growth factor beta receptor signaling pathway; negative regulation of BMP signaling pathway; negative regulation of transcription by RNA polymerase II. Gene Ontology annotation, cellular component: cytoplasm; nucleus; transcription regulator complex. NCBI's taxonomy places the organism in Eukaryota, Metazoa, Chordata, Lepidosauria, Squamata, Colubridae.
GGAGGAGGCGGCGGCGGCGGCGGACGACGACGGAGAGGAGGAGCAGCAAGCAGCAAGCAGCAGCAGAAGCAGCAGCAUCGCCUCGCCAGAUCGCCCGCCCGCCUGCUCGCCUGCAUUGAGCUCAGCGCCGCCCGAACGUCCUCAAUCCGGGCUGGAGCGAAAGUGAGCAGGGCCGGACGGAGGGGACCGCUCGUUCUCCGACCCUCUCUCCACGAGACAAGAGGGGCGAGAUCAAAAGGACAAGCCGGUCCUCGCCAGACCGAGACAGACAGCAAGCAAAGCAGCAGCGCUUUUUUUUUUUUCUUUCCGCCUCUACCGGUUCGCUGCUGGGCAAAGGGGAAAUAUCUGAGACUCCCGGGGAUCUUCUUCUUCUUCUUCGCCUCCUCUGGCUUUUGUGGCGGACCAUGGACAGAAAGGCAUCGGCUUCCCCGGCGCCAGGAGUUGCCGCUUGGAUCCCGGACGGAUCUCCCCAGGGUUACUAAACCAGCCUUUUUUCCCCCCCUUCUCUCCUUCCAGAUCCCUUUUUAUCCCACCCCCCGUUGCUCGUUUUGGGGGUGGGUGGGGGGCAGAGGUUUUUUUUUCUUUCUCCCACGGAAGAGAGAGGGGGGGUCCGGGGGCAUUGCUUUCUCUCUCGCCCCCUUCUUUUUAUAACUUUUUUCCCUCCCUCUCUUUCUCUCUCUCUCUCCCCCACCACCGCCCCUUCCCCGAAGAUCUACUUCUCUCUCUCUCUCUCUCGCUUUCCUCUCCCCUGUUUUUUUUUUGGCUGCGGGGCCCAGAGAGCAUUUUUUCUUCUUCUUCUUCUUUUUUUGGUCCCCCCCUAAAACUUGGGGGGGCGUCGGGAGGGAGGGAGGGGAGGGGGGCGCGAGGGAAAAAAAGGAAGCCCGGAGCGAAAGAGAAAAGAAGGCGCAUCCAGAAAGCCGGGAAAUGUGAGAUCGUGGCUGGCUCCUUCUCGCCCCUCCGGCGUUAAAAAGAGAGGAACCGUCUGAACCAGGGAAAAAAAGGGGAUUGUGGGGAGGGGAGAGGAGAGAGAGAGAGAGGGCUGCCUUUUUGGAAUCGCCCCCCCUCUCUCCCUUGUGCUUGGAAAGAGCCCCCACCCCCCAAAAAAACCCCCACCACCCCCCAAGGCUGGAAUUGGGGCGCCUUUCCCGCGGGGCCCCCCAAGCAAAAGGAAAAAUUGGGCGCCGCAGGAACCAGGGACGCGGGGGGACCUCCGCAGGCAAGCCGCCGAAGAUGGAGACGGUCCCUCGAAGCGGUUUCCAACCUCACCCCGGUUUGCAGAAGACCUUGGAGCAGUUUCAUCUCAGCUCCAUGAGUUCCUUGGGUGGCCCCGCUGCUUUCUCGGCUCGUUGGGCUCAGGAGCUUUACAAGAGGGAGAGCGCCAAGGAGGCAGCGGUGGCUGUGUCGGUCUCCUCCUCAUCCUCAUCUUCAUCCUCCUCCGUGAUGGCCCCUGAGCAUCCUUUGCCUCCUCUGCCUCCCAUCCCACCACCACCUCCUCCGGUGAUGCCGGGCCCUUUCUUCAUGCCUUCGGACCGCUCGACGGAGCGCUGCGAGACCGUCCUGGAAGGCGAGACCAUCUCCUGCUUCGUGGUGGGUGGCGAGAAGCGGCUCUGCCUGCCCCAGAUCCUCAACUCGGUCCUGCGCGACUUUUCCCUCCAGCAGAUCAACGCCGUCUGCGACGAGCUGCACGUCUAUUGCUCCCGCUGCACCGCUGACCAGCUGGAGAUCCUCAAAGUCAUGGGCAUCCUGCCCUUCUCGGCGCCCUCCUGCGGCCUCAUCACCAAGACCGACGCCGAACGCCUUUGCAACGCCUUACUCUACGGGGGAGCCUUCCCGCCUGGCCGCUGCAAGAAAGAGCUAGCCGGGGUUGGCACUGCCAGCGCCUUGGAGCUGGAACUGGAGCUCACCGAGCGGAGCUUCAAAAUCUACCACGAGUGCUUUGGCAAAUGCAAAGGCCUGUUGGUACCCGAGCUCUACAGCAGCCCCGGUGCCCCUUGCAUCCAGUGCCUCGACUGCCGGCUCAUGUACCCGCCGCACAAGUUUGUCAUCCAUUCCCACAAAGCCCUGGAGAACCGAACUUGCCACUGGGGCUUCGACUCGGCCAACUGGCGAGCCUACAUCCUCCUCAGCCAGGAUUAUGCCAGCAAGGAAGAAAAAGCCAGGCUGAGCCAGUGCCUGGAUGAGAUGAAGGAGAAGUUUGACUACAGCCAUCGGUACAAGAGGAAGGCGCCCAGGGUCCCGUCCGAUCCUCCUGUCCCCAAGAAACCCAAAACAGACGAUGCCCUGCAGUCUCCUUUACUGGGGGACAAAGAGAAGCAGUCCAGCUGGCUACGAUCCUUGUCAAAUUCAUCCAGUAAGAAUAUUGGGUGUCUCCAUCCCCGGCAGCGUCUUUCUGCAUUCCGGCCCUGGUCCCCCGCAGUUUCAGCCAGCGAGAAAGAUGUCACCAACCACAUCCCUACGUUGAUCAGAGACAGUUUCUAUUCGUAUAAAAGUUUUGAGAACUCCGUCGCACCCAACGUGGCGCUGGCCCCCCCUCCUCAGCCAAAGAUCGUGAGCAACCCACUGUGCCCCCCAGCUGCCUUGCGGAAUGCCGAGCCCCUCAGCAGCCCUCCUCAACUCCGGAAAAGGAAACACGUCGUCGCCGAACACCCAGCCGUGCCCGAACCGACACCCACCGUCGCUGCCGUGCCCGCCGUCGCUGCUCCCGCUCCUGCCGUGGAAGAAGAGAAAGAAUCCGAAGCCGAGAUAGAAGUGGAAACGCGAGAAGAAUUCACUUCUUCCCUGUCCUCGCUCUCGUCCCCGUCCUUCACCUCUUCGAGUUCAGCCAAGGAUAUGAAUUCCCCCAGCCUGCAAGUCCAGCCUGCCGCCGGCAACGCCGUCUUUGAAGUGUCAAGUCACGCCGAGCCUCAGAACGGGCCCAACGGGCUGGAAGCCGAGCUGGAGCAUCUGAGGCAGGCCUUGGAUGGCGGUCUGGACACGAAAGAAGCCAAAGAGAAAUUCCUCCACGAGGUGGUGAAGAUGAGGGUGAAGCAGGAGGAGAAACUCAACGCCGCCUUGCAGGCCAAGCGCAGUCUCCACCAGGAGCUGGAGUUCCUCCGCGUGGCCAAGAAGGAGAAGUUGAGGGAGGCAACAGAAGCCAAGCGCAACCUGAGGAAGGAGAUCGAACGCCUCCGGGCGGAGAACGAGAAGAAAAUGAAAGAGGCCAACGAGUCUCGGAUAAGGCUCAAGCGGGAACUGGAGCAGGCCCGACAGGUCCGGGUAUGCGACAAGGGCUGCGAGGCCGGCCGUCUACGAGCCAAAUACUCAGCACAGAUCGAAGAUCUGCAGGUGAAGCUCCAGCACGCGGAGGCAGACCGAGAACAGCUGCGCACCGAUCUUUUGCACGAGCGCGAAGCGCGCGAGAACUUGGAAAAAGCCGUCAAGGAACUGCAAGAGCAACUCUGGUCAAAGCAUAACGAUCUGCCCAACAGCGCGCACACCCCGAAAGACCCCGAGAACUGAGACCCACCCACCCACCCACCCGCACCCCGGCCCAAGACCGGUGGAAUCCUGCUGUGGCCCGAGGGCCGAUCCGUGCAUAGUAAGCAAGACUGCGUGGAAGAGGCGUUUCCCCAUCCCUGCAUGUAGCUAAACCAUGGAUCUGGUUCUUAAAUCGGAGGGCAAAUGAUGUUACUCUUUAUAACGAAAAGCACUGAAUUCUGCCUCUUUUUUUUAAAAUCCGUAUAGCACAACAUUUUCCUGUGCCUAUAACGUGAAAAGUGUUUAUAAAUCUACUCUUUUGAGUCUGCAGCAAAAAAAAAAAAAGGAAAAAAAAAUUAAAAAUGUAUUUUUCUUUUCUACUGGGGAAAAAAAAAAAAGAAAAACCUAUCCGGUCAGCAGCAUUUGUGGAAAUAAGGGACAAGCUUCGAGGGCUGCUACAAAUAUAUAUAUAUAUAAAUAUAAAUAUAUGUAUGUGUAUCCACACACCCACAUACGUAAACACAGAAACCCCAACAAGCCCUUUUGUUAUAAGCUAUUUCAAAAUGCAAACCGUUUAAAGUCUAGACGACGUAUUAAAAAUCAUUGACAAGAUUUUUUUUUUUUUAAAUAAAAAAUAAAAUAUAUUAUAUAUGAAUGCUGGGGUCAGGGGUGGGAUACUUUUGAUGCCUAGUGUGUAAACAGGUGUUGGAAAGUGUUUCAGGAAAGAAAAAAUAGCCAUGAAUGAUUUCAAAUCAAGGGAUUUUUUUUUUAAAGGAGAAUUUCCAAUUUUGGGAUUUUUUUUUCCCCACUCCCUUUCUCCAGGUUUCAGCCUCUUUUGUUUUCCCUACGUUUUGAUCAUUAAAAAAAAAAAGAGAGGAUGUUUGUACGUUUAGGAAUAGAACUCUGUCCUAAAUAAACCCAGCCUUAUGAAAUUUCAGUGUUUUGUUCCUCGCAAAGACUUGCUUUGACUCCAAAGCACUUCUGAAUUUAGCAAACAAUAACCCAUCACGUCGAAAAAAAAAAAAAAAAGAACGAGAAGGAAGAAGUUCGAAUCUGAAAAAAGGAACAGCUGGAUCGAUUCCCUCCCCCCUCCCGGUUGCUUGCGAGCAAGACGCGGGAACGAGUGAAUGGCACACGCGUGUGGGGUUUUUUGGGGGGAGGAAAAAAAAAACCAACCCGCCUUCCGUUUUGCUCAGCGAAUUCAUUCCACUUUUUUUGAUCCACGACCGCCUCCAAAUUUUGCAGUGUUUGACUGACGGACUCCUCCUCCGGGACUUGCCGCCGCCACGCCGCAGCCCGGAGAGCGUUGGGUGCCCUUUGAACGAACGAGACUUUCGCCUUUGUAUUAAAAGAGACAAAAAGACUUUUGCUGCUGUGAAUAAGCCGACUUUUGUUUAUUCUUUCGGGAUCUCUCUCUCUCUCUCUCUUUUUUUUUUUGGGUUGGUCACGGGGUGGUUUUGUUUGUUUGUUUGUUUGUUUCUCAUCUGACAAAUGCUUUAAUCUUGGGAUUGGAAGGUGCCAGCAGUUUCCGCGUCCUAGCAGAGUGCAGCCAGAACAUGCUCAGGGGAGGCUUUGCUCUGGCCUGAGCAGAGGGGUCCCCUCCCCAAUUUAAGACAUACACAUAAAAAACACACACAGAUUUUUUGGGUGAAUGGGGAGAAAUUUGAAGUCCCCCCGUCCCGUCCCGUUUGCUCCCGUGCCUCCUUUCCAACCAUCUUGUAAAAGCCAGCAUGGUUGGCUGGGGAAUUCUGGGAGUGGAAGUCCACACGUAUCGCAUAAAGGACCGGCUGCAAGUGUGCAAUGCCUUGACAGCCACUGGGGGCGCAAGGAACACGGGUAACUUGCCCUCCCAGGGGAUCGCGAGAUCCGCCUUGGCUGCCAUAUUACAGAAUUGUCACGGGUUAGGGUGAGUCUGGAGCUGCCAAGAGCCACUUCACGAUCCUCGAAAGAUCGGUGGCUCUAAUGGUGGAGAGGGAGAUGGUGAGGCCUGUCGGAAGCCAGCCACUGACCGUAGUUUGCUCUUAAGCCAGAAUCCUUUCCGCCCUACAUACCAGCUUGUUUUGCUAGGCUCAAUUCCGAGGAGCGACAGCUGUUUCGUAAGGCCCAGCCUAUACCAGGAUGAAGGAACUGCAUUCACACGUCUCGCAAAGCCUAAAGCCAAGAAUAAGUUGCGCAAAAGGGAGCAACGUAUUCUUGGCUUGUUCGAUUUGCUACCCCACCCCCCUUCUCCAUGAUGGCUUAUUUUGGCCCGGUUUGAUUGCAGACACGGGCAGGACAGAAAAACACAUCAGGAUGAAGCCAGAAAAGCCGAAACAUUAAGUUUGCAUUCCCCUUUUUGCACGUUGCAUAAAAGCCAUAUCUGCAGCUGAGAAGCUGACAACAAACUGGGUUUCAAACUGAAGUUUAUUGGCCUAAACCAAACCUUGGGGGUUUUUUUCCCCCCUUGCCACUGCUUGAAUAUUUUUAACGAUGCCAAAACCAAAUCAAAGCAACCACAUUCUGACUUUACCCAACAAAAUUCCAAAUUUUCCUUCCCAUUUCACUGUUCUUAAAGCACAGAAGGGAAACGUGGUUUUUUUUUCCCCUCCCUCCGGUAUUCACACUGCGGCAGCCUGUCCUAAAAUUAAAGUAUUAAUUUGCAGUACACUAAAGGAAAAGAAAAAAAAUGUAUUAAUUUUUUUUUUUUUUAAAAAAGCUGUUAUUAUCCAUUCUAAUAGCCAUUGUAAGCAUGAAUGUUGAAAAGGAGGAAAGUACAUUUAGGGAAGUGGGUGGGAGACUGGUUAAGCAACCAUAUAAAUACAAAGGAAGAUUUAUUAGAGAAAAAAAAAAAAGGAAUCAGGUUACUUAGGCAAAAAAUAAAUAAAAUACACGAAAAGCACGAAACCGCUCAGCGAACUUGCUUGCAUGAUACAACUUUUGUCUAAGUUUGAGGUCUCUGCCCUUCUUCCUUUGCAAUGAAUGGGUUCAGCUCUAAAAGUGCAAUGCAAAAAAAAAAAGAAGAAAAAAAAAGAAAAAAAAAGGAAUAUUGUGUUUAUGCAGUUAUUUUUUUAAUGUGAGGUUUUUUUUUAAAAGAAAUUGCUUCUUUGUAUGUUUUUUUUUUCCUGCAGUUAUUAAAAAGAACAUAUGCAUGAAAUUAAAAUUUUUACCAUACAUAUAUUAACUAAA